Oldenlandia corymbosa var. corymbosa is the source of this 447-nucleotide messenger RNA. NCBI's taxonomy places the organism in Eukaryota, Viridiplantae, Streptophyta, Magnoliopsida, Gentianales, Rubiaceae. The record is from the annotation of a GenBank genome assembly.
AUGAAAUCAAGCGCUAGUACUGCCCUAUCAGGCAUUUAUUCUAUCCAACAUGGAGUAGCUCAACCUGAAUUGAAUGAUGAUUCUCAACCUAUGGACCUUGAUUCACGCAGUCAGGCACCAUUGAGUAGUGAAACAAAACCACUGGUUUUGUAUGACAAAGAUCCAACCAAAGCCAUCCAACAUGGGAAAUCCCUUCAAGGAUCAUUGCGGGACGAGGGUGAUCAAAGGGACAAUGUGGAAAAUCAUCAUAAAUUAGGGCCAAAUUGCACAAAAGAGCAUAAAAAAGGACCAAAUCAGAAGCUGCUGGAAAUCAAGAGCUGGAAGGAUCGAUUGGAGCUGAUCAAGAGGAGGAAUCCUUGCUGGAGGCGAGAAAUGGUGUUGCAAGUGAUUCCAGGAGACAAGGAAGAAAAGAGGAGAAGAUUUGAAGCCAAAUUGGGGGCUGAAUAG